Anopheles funestus (African malaria mosquito) is the source of this 773-nucleotide messenger RNA. RefSeq names its product alpha/beta-tubulin-N-acetyltransferase 9. The record is from RefSeq and is a predicted model, not a curated record. Gene Ontology annotation, biological process: protein acetylation. The coding region runs from base 129 to 740 and encodes 203 amino acids. Gene Ontology annotation, molecular function: N-acetyltransferase activity. Lineage: Eukaryota; Metazoa; Arthropoda; Insecta; Diptera; Culicidae. The transcript is spliced from 4 exons.
AUGAAACGUAAACAGUGCACAUAUGUUCAGAACUUUUCUACCAAAGAGUGAUAAUUAUAAUACUAACUGAUCUAUUAAACCUUUCUGAGUCAAUCCUCUUUAGGUUUUCUCCAUGAGAAGGUUUCACCAUGAAGCUUAACGAACAUCUUCAGAUUAUCGGCAACAACGUUAUCUUGGUUCCGUACGAGCGUAAACAUGUGGAGAAAUAUCACCAGUGGAUGAAAAGCGAGGAAUUGCAGGAAUUAACUGCAUCGGACCCACUAAGCCUCGAGGAAGAAUACCAAAUGCAGCAAAGCUGGCGUAAUGACGAAGAUAAGUGUACCUUUCUCGUCCUGGAUCGCCAAUGCUAUGAACAAACGAAGGACGAAAUAAAAGCACUGGUGGGUGACACUAACAUAUUCAUCCAAUCCAACACGGAAGACGGUUCGUCCCUGCAUCGGAUUGUGGGAGAAAUUGAAAUAAUGAUCGCCGAAACGGCAGCCCGGGGCAAACGUUACGGUUGGGAGGCAACGAUCUUGAUGCUGCUGUACGGCGUGGAACAUCUGCACCUGCGGCAAUACAUCGCCAUCACGAAGGACACGAAUGUGCGAGCGAUGAAAAUGUUCGAACGAAUGAAAUUCCAAGAAACAAAGCGUACACCCAUCUUCCAUGAGGUCACCUUCGGACGACCUGUCGACGAAGAUUGGAUCGCGUGGUUAAAACAUGAAGCAGGAUCGUACUCGAUCAAUCCCUAUCCCUAGUUCUGAAUAGAUCUAAUUCGAAUGUCAUCUAAA